UAGGCUUACAAAGAUUAAUGACUAAACUAGAACUGAUAUAAGCCUAUUUGGAAGUCUGUUGCAAAAAUUACUAGGAAUAUUUCCUCUCUCUCUCACACUCACUUUUUCUCUUCUUCCCACACUUCUUUUCUCCAUUCCUCUCUUACUUUCUCUCCUCCCAGCUCCAUUGAGACAGUAAAUGGCAGUUCAGAUAAUCAGAAAUGGUGUGUUGAUAACUCCACUACUGUGAUAAAGGGUUUUCGUCAUGGCAGCCCUGAAGAAAUACUCUCUCUUGCCAGUUCACAUUGUCGAAGACCACAAUGAUGCUCUCUAUCAUAUUUUGCGUGUUAUAGGGUCCAAACACCUUCCCUUUACACACAAUUUGAUGAUUCACUUCGAUUCUCAUCCAGAUUUGCUCAUACCAGCUGAGCUCAAAGCUUCAGAGGUCUUUGAUGUGCCUAUCAUGCUGCAGAAAUUGAGUAUAGAGAACUGGGUUCUUCCUGCUGUAUUUGCAGGCCAAAUAUCUACUAUCGUCUGGAUUAAGCCCCCAUGGUCCAACCAGAUUGAUGAAGGGGUCUAUGAAUUUCAGAUUGGGAAACAAAAGGAGACUGAUCAGAUUAAAGUUUCCUGUCCAAUUAUGUAUUAUGUAGGUGAGAUGCUGUUCUGUAGAGAGAGUGAACUCGAAGAUUGCAAAACUGUGAAGUUACAUGUAGUUACAUUAGGAUGGGAAAUGAGAACUGACCUUGGAAAAACACUUUGUCAGUUGAUUGAAGAACAAGGAGGCAGUUACAUUCUUGAUGUUGAUCUAGACUUUUUCACAACAAUGAAUCCAUUUAUUGAAAUGCAUAAGAAAGUAGACAUGUACAGCAGACUAAGGCAGAUUUACAGUUUUGACUUCUAUGAAGUAGAGGAAGAGGCUGUUGUGAAUGCCCAGGUCAAAAGAAGCAAUCAGAUAUCUAGUUUAAAGAAAAUAUUUACCAGCUUACAUGAGCUGAAAGACCCAGAGCAGAUCAAGGAAAACGUAAAUUCAAUCUGUCACUCAGUUUCAUCUCAGACAGACAGAGACAUUUUGACAGCUCUUAUCAAAGACUUGGCUACUGAAUAUGGCUCAGAAGUUGACUGGGAAAUGAUCCAUGAAGCUGGUUGUACCUGUGAUGACCAAAAGCACGAGUUGCCACACCAUGUUUCCACAGAUGAACAAAUUGUUCAGUUAAUGGAGUGCUUUCAGCAGCUUAUUUCAUCUCUUCCAUCUCCAACUGUCAUUACCCUUUCCCGUUCCAGUCUUGAUGAUUACUGUCCCCCUGAUAAAGUGGAUAUGGUCCAGGAUUUACUUUGCAAAUUUUUGAGAAGAACUUUUGAUAUAGAUUGUAAAAGCCACUAUUUGAGUGAUAAUUAAUGUAAUAUCUUGUGCAAGUUUUUUUUUUCUUUUCUUUUCUAUUCAGUUUCCUGUUAGGAAGAGAAGACAAUGAUAAUGAUAUAUAGUGCUUGAAAUGUGUGAGUAAUGUACUGGUAAUUUUUGUCUCAAGUGUAAAUGCAAUUAUAGCAAUAUUUUGAAUGUGGGUUUACAAGACUAUAAUAUAUUUUGACAAUUUAUAUUACAUUAUCCAUAGUAUUUAUGGUCUGUUGUUGUUUAUAAUAAACAAGAAUCCCUGCUGAAAAAUAAUCAGAUGUAUUGCAUUUUGACAAUAAAUUUAAAUAGGCA
Messenger RNA from Penaeus monodon (black tiger shrimp), 1681 nucleotides. RefSeq names its product UPF0489 protein C5orf22 homolog (gene MESR6). The record is from RefSeq and is a predicted model, not a curated record. Lineage: Eukaryota; Metazoa; Arthropoda; Malacostraca; Decapoda; Penaeidae. Bases 245 to 1375 code for a protein of 376 amino acids. The transcript is spliced from 2 exons.